Melanotaenia boesemani (Boeseman's rainbowfish) is the source of this 2160-nucleotide messenger RNA. It is a transcript of the gene mettl24, whose product is annotated as methyltransferase like 24. The coding region runs from base 377 to 1525 and encodes 382 amino acids. The transcript is spliced from 5 exons. The record is from RefSeq and is a predicted model, not a curated record. NCBI's taxonomy places the organism in Eukaryota, Metazoa, Chordata, Actinopteri, Atheriniformes, Melanotaeniidae.
AGGGGCAUGUGUGUUUGGUAAAAAGUGGGACUUACGAGUGUGAGGAGGGAGUUGCCAAAAGUUUUCACAAAAAGAGUUGCACACACUACUUCAGAAUCUGCUAGCUGAGCCUCAACAGUAACUUACACACAGCCAUGCUGGUUAAUAUGCAUACUGAUGUGUGUUCUUGAUAUGUGCAUGUAUGUAUGUUGAAGAGAAGAGAAGAGAAGAGAAGAGAAGAGAAGAGAAGAGAAGAGAAGAGAAGAGAAGAGAAGAGAAGAGAAGAGAAGAGAAGAGAAGAGAAGAGAAGAGAAUGGGGUAAAGGAAAAAAAGCUAAACUUCUAGUUUGAAAUGAUGAACUAAGGAGAGCAGAGACACGUGGUGGACAGACUACUGGAUGGACAUGUGCAGAGAUCGCCUCACCUUGGGAUUGCUGCUGCGUUUGGGUGUUCUGCUUACUGCCGUAUGCGUGUGCAUUCAUGUUUACCUGGACAUGGGCUGGCAGGGCACCGCUGCACCCCUCACUCUGGGACGUCCCACCCAGUCCAGUCACAACUGGGGUCAACAAAGCAGAACAAAAGUGAUUUCUGCAGCAACACAAGAGCAAGACAAAGACAUAAAAAAGAGAAUCUCUCAUGUUCGCACUCUGAAAAAAGAAAGUCUGACUAGGAAGAGGGAUCAAGAUGGAGAAGAUCCUUUACAACUAUGCUGCCCACCUCUACACCUACAGAGAAAGACCCCGAGGUGGCACAUAGAUCUGCAGCCAUGGGCCAGUGAGAAUCACUCCUUGGAGGAUGAAGCUAAAAGGUUCCUCAGCUACAUCACAACUCCACAAGUGUCAUGUGCAUCAGUACCUGGUAAAGACGCUCCCCAGGAGGGGUAUAGCAGAGACUGGGCUGUGUGCCUGGAUCCCAAGUACAGUCUGGUCCACAGGAUACAGAGCAAACACUGCAGGGUCUACUCUUUUGGGUUGGGAAUGAAAGAUCGAUCCUUGGAGCGUUUUCUGUCUAGGUCAGGUUGUGAGGUCCACUGUUUUGAUCCGAGCCUGAAGCAGCCUCACCUUCAAGAAGCUGAAAUAUGGCUCCAUCGGCUCUCUGUAGACUGGAGAGACCCCAAUCCAGCGAUCGCUGCCCAGCGUCAGUACACAAACACCAAGAAAGUGGCCGCAAUUCUUAAUGAUUUUGGACACAGUGAGGUAGAUGUACUAAAAGCAGAUAUGGAGAGUGCAGAGUGGAAGAUUCUGGAGAAUUUGGUCCUGGAGGGAGUCCUGGACUCAGUGGGUCAGCUGCUGAUAGAGCUUCAUCUGCAUUGGGCGGGUUUUGAAGUAGGCGGUGAUGACCCAUCUGUGGUGCGGUACUGGUACAGCCUGCUCAAGGAGCUUGAACAUGCCAGCUUCCAUCUUUUCCAUGUCCACAGCGACCCAGCCAAACCUCACCUCUUUCUGCACAAGAACAUUCUCAAUGCCAGCAGUGCUUACACCUUGAGCUGGGUGAACACACAUUGGAGGCCUUCAAGGAUGUCAGAUAAACAUAAAAACUUCACGUGAUUUUAAAUCUUCUGCAUCUAAAUUCGAGAACAAAUUUUUUUUUAACACAAGCAUCCUCCAACAGGCCACUUUUAUCUGGCCUGACCUUUUUUACAAAGCUCCCUGCUAGUACUUAUCCUGCUGUUUAUCAUCUCUUAAGUCUGUUAUGACCCUAGCGUGUAAAGGGGCAGAGUAAUUGCCUCUAGAGGGUUUGCGCUUCUUCUCAUAGCGGCUGCAGGUCAGCCUGAUUCAGUCAGCAUUAUCAAGGCCCUCUCUGAGCCUGGCCCAAAGCCAGAGUCGCAGCUAAUAAACAGCCAAGACACAGCUCAUAAAAUAGUAUUAUAAUAUAUAAAUAUUAUAUAUAUAAAUGAAUAAACUAUUUUAAAAAGGGGUAGGCAGAAGAAAACGCUUGCUUCUUAUGUAAAGCAGUUUGAAUUGUCUUGUACAUGAAAUGUGCUAUACAAAUAAAUUUGCCUUUCCUUCACGUCAUUUUUCAUAUUUUUUCCUUUUUUUAAAGUUUUGUUUUUUAAGUGAUCGUUGUGUAACAAGUAUAAUAUAUUUGGCUGUAAUCUUGCUCAUAACUUGUGCCAUCAGAAAAUUAAGCUUACUCAAAAUGCUGAUCUGGUCUAACAACCUAAAGAUAAUAAAACACACUA